AUGGAAACCCCAAUCACCCAAACUACCAUCCCAACCGAAACCAAAACGAUGUCCUCAACCGUUACCCCCGUCACAGACCUAGAAGACGGUCCCCUCUUCCCCUCCACCCUAAUCUCUCCCGAAGUCAUCUCCCUCCUCCCCACAGACUACACCAUCCGCCCCCUCCGUCGCUCAGACUACCAACGCGGCUACCUUGAUGUCCUCCGCGUGCUGACAACCGUCGGCGAGAUCAGUGAGGAGAAAUGGGACGAGCGCUUCGACUGGAUCAAGUCUCGGAAUGACGAGUACUACAUGCUUGUUGUUUGUGAUGGGGCGGAUCGUGUCGUUGGUACCGGGUCGCUGAUUGUUGAGCGCAAGUUUAUUCAUGCGCUUGGCAUGGUUGGGCAUAUUGAGGAUAUCGCGGUGGAGAAGGGACAGCAGGGAAAGAAGUUGGGGUUGAGGAUUAUUCAAGCGUUGGAUUAUGUGGCUGCGCAGGUUGGGUGCUACAAGAGCAUUCUUGAUUGUUCUGAGGCCAAUGAGGGUUUCUAUGUCAAGUGUGGCUUCAAGCGCGCAGGUUUGGAGAUGGCUCACUACUACUGA
Molecule: messenger RNA, 579 nt
Organism: Penicillium odoratum
Lineage: Eukaryota; Fungi; Ascomycota; Eurotiomycetes; Eurotiales; Aspergillaceae
Gene: gup1
Product: glucosamine 6-phosphate N-acetyltransferase
Exons: 2
Coding region: 1-579 (192 amino acids)
Biological process (GO): UDP-N-acetylglucosamine biosynthetic process
Cellular component (GO): endoplasmic reticulum; endoplasmic reticulum-Golgi intermediate compartment; Golgi apparatus
Molecular function (GO): monosaccharide binding; glucosamine 6-phosphate N-acetyltransferase activity
Source: RefSeq, a predicted model, not a curated record